AUGACCUGCUGUGAAGGAUGGACGUCCUGCAAUGCAUUCAGCUUGCUGGUUCUACUUCUUUCAGGAGUAGUUCUCAAUGCCAUACCUCUGAUUGUCAGUUUCACUGAUGAGGACGAACUCUCUGAAAAUCGCAUCUCUUGUUUUGAGUGGUGGUUCCCGGGAAUUAUAGGAGCAGGGCUGAUGGCCAUUCCAGCAACAACCAUGGCCUUAUCAGCAAGAAAAAGAGCAUGCUGCAACAACAGAACUGGGAUGUUUCUUUCAUCACUGACGAACGUCAUCACAGUCAUUGGUGCCGUGUACUGCAUAUUGGUAUCCAUCCAGGCUCUCUGGGAAGGGCCACUCAUCUGUAACCCUCAAGGCAACAGCUCUACCAACUGCCAAUUUUCAUUCAAAAACUUAAGUGACUUUCAUGAACAACUGCUUGAUCUGCAGUGGUUCUGGACUGACUCCUGUGUUCCUUCUUCUGCUCUCAGUAACUCCACCACUGGUAGCACCAUGGCCAGUGACUGGACUAAACACGGCCUGCACUUCAAUUCCAAAGAAAACAAAUACAGGACUAUCCACAUCGCAGCAUUUGUAGGUCUAUUACUUGUCGGGAUUCUGGAGGUGCUAUUUGCACUCAGUCAGAUAGUCAUUGGCUUCCUUGGCUGUCUGUGUGGAGUCUCUAAGCGGAGGAGUCAAAUUGUGUAG
Orycteropus afer afer is the source of this 690-nucleotide messenger RNA. It is a transcript of the gene TM4SF20, whose product is annotated as transmembrane 4 L six family member 20. The record is from RefSeq and is a predicted model, not a curated record. NCBI's taxonomy places the organism in Eukaryota, Metazoa, Chordata, Mammalia, Tubulidentata, Orycteropodidae. The transcript is spliced from 4 exons. Bases 1 to 690 code for a protein of 229 amino acids. Gene Ontology annotation, cellular component: membrane.